Molecule: messenger RNA, 1233 nt
Organism: Dermacentor silvarum
Lineage: Eukaryota; Metazoa; Arthropoda; Arachnida; Ixodida; Ixodidae
Product: mitochondrial ornithine transporter 1
Exons: 6
Coding region: 182-1153 (323 amino acids)
Biological process (GO): mitochondrial L-ornithine transmembrane transport
Molecular function (GO): L-ornithine transmembrane transporter activity
Source: RefSeq, a predicted model, not a curated record
CGCAUGUGGUCUGUCCGCUUCGCUCGUCGCCGCCGGUGUCAUGCGGUCAGCAGUGUGGAAGCCGUGGCAGUGCGAAGGUCCUUGAAAGUAUGCGGAAAACACGCUUUCCGUGACUAGCAUUCUAAUUAAAGCAGGCUCAGAGAACGCUGAUUUCUACAUCGACGAGACAAAGCCGGGCAGCAUGUCGAACCCGCUUCCGACCGAGCUGCACGACCUCCAGGAGCUUCGCGAUCACCCGGAGAUAGGAGGAACGGUGUACAAGCAUUACUUAGCAGCAGCGGUCGACUUGAUCGCUGGGACCGCCGGUGGCGCAGCCACCGUGGCCGUCGGUCAACCUCUGGACACGAUCAAAGUGAAGAUGCAGAGCUUCCCCGAGUUGUACCCCAGCAGCGUGAAGUGCUUUCAGAAAACUCUUUCUCAGGACGGUGUGCGGGGCUUGUAUGCUGGAACCGUACCUGCCCUGGUGGCCAACGUAGCAGAGAAUUCGGUUCUCUUUUGUGCCUAUGGAGUGUGCCAAAGGGUUGUGCAGAAAUUGGUUCGGAAGCCCAACGUACAGGAACUGAGCCCUUUGGACAACGCCUCGGCAGGUUUUCUUGCCGCUUUCUUUUCCUCGCUCACCCUCUGCCCCACAGAGCUAGUCAAGUGCAAGUUGCAGUCGAUGCGAGAAAGUGCUCAAGUGAAAGGGGCCACCAGUCAGGCUGGCAUUGGAACGUGGCAGCUUACCAGGCAAAUUUACAGACAAGAUGGCUUCCUGGGAUUUUUCAAAGGUUUUUCAGCUACACUUGUCAGGGAGAUGCCUGGAUAUUUCUGUUUCUUUGGAGGCUACGAGGGAGCUCGUCACUUACUCACACCACCAGGAAAGACGAAAGAUGAAAUAGGUGUUGCCAGAACUAUCGUUAGUGGUGGUGUAGGUGGCACGUGCCUUUGGCUUUCUAUCUUCCCUGCUGACGUUAUCAAAUCUCGCAUUCAGAUCUCCGGAUCCAAUGAGCCGGCUCUGUCUGUAGCGAGAUCCAUAAUGCGUACUGAAGGCAUUCUAGCCCUUUACAAUGGAUUGGGACCAACUUUGUUGAGAACAUUUCCAGCAACUGGAGCCCUUUUUCUCGCAUAUGAGUACACAAGGAAAACACUAAACACUGCUUUCGGCAUUGAAUGAGAGAUUAUUCUCUGUUGUUAUUGGUGUAUGUGUGAAUGGCUCAUAUAUAAAAAUAUACGUGUACUAUCGUUGAUGUUGCA